AUGGCUACUCCCUCUGUUACUCUCGCAUCGUUGCAAGAUACAACACAUGACUAUUACAUUCAUCCUAAUGAGAAUCCUUCAUUGGUGCUUGUUUCCCCGAUUCUUGAAGGUCACAAUUAUCAUGGAUGGGCUCGCUCGAUGUCUAUGGCACUACAAAUGAAGAAUAAAUUUGGCUUUGUUGAUGGUUCCAUUCCUUGUCCAAUUGGUACAGAUCCAAUGGUUCAAGCAUGGAAGUGUUGCAAUAAUCUAGUUUUAUCUUGGAUCAAUCAUUCUGUUUCUCAUGAGAUUGCUACAAGUAUUAUUUGGAUUGACUCUGCUGCUACGGCAUGGAAGGAUCUCAAAGAUCAUUUCUCCCAAGGUGAUUCUGUUCGAAUUUCACAAUUGCAUCAAGAUCUUUAUUCAAUGCAUCAAUCUGAUCUAAGUGUUACUGCAUAUUACACUAAAAUGAAGAUUCUCUGGGAUGAACUUUGCAAUUUUCGCCCUAUUCCUGAAUGCCAAUCUUCUGCUUCUUGUUGUAUCCUUCUCAUGGAUCCCUUGCCUUCUUUACCCAAAAUUUUUUCGAUGAUAAUUCAACAUGAGCGACAAUUACAAUCAGGAAUUCUUUCUCAACCUCCAGUCAUGGCGUCACAAGUUUCUCAAUCUAAACCUUCUUUUUCUACCUUCAAUGGCAGAGGUAAACCCUCUCCUGCCAAUGAUUAUGGCCGGGGAAGAUCUUCAUAUCAAGGUUCUCAGGCUCGUUAUCAAGGUUCUCAGGCUCGUUCCUCAGGGGGAAGGUUUGGUGCACCUCGACAAUGCACUCACUGUGGCAGGACAAACCACACCAUUGAUACUUGCUUUCUAAUACAUGGAUUACCACCUGAUCUCAAAUCCAAAAGAGUCCACAAUUUUACAACAGAUUCUUCUACAGUAGUUCCUUCUUAUAAUAAUUCUCCGGCACAAUCACAUUCCGCAAUUUUGGGACUUUCUCAAGAGCAAAUUCAUGGUUUAUUGGCACUUCUUCCUCAAUCUAAUCCCACAAUCCCACAUUCUACUAAUCUAGUGAGCUCUCAUAAUGCUUCCACUUCUUCCCAGGCUCAAGGACAAGUCAACCCUGCAGAUGAUUGGCAAAGCUUGAAGAAAGAGAUGGCUUGUAUGUCAUGA
Messenger RNA from Vigna angularis (adzuki bean), 1140 nucleotides. RefSeq lists its product as uncharacterized. The record is from RefSeq and is a predicted model, not a curated record. The transcript is spliced from 3 exons. NCBI's taxonomy places the organism in Eukaryota, Viridiplantae, Streptophyta, Magnoliopsida, Fabales, Fabaceae. The coding region runs from base 1 to 1140 and encodes 379 amino acids.